Messenger RNA from Camellia sinensis, 955 nucleotides. RefSeq lists its product as uncharacterized. The record is from RefSeq and is a predicted model, not a curated record. Lineage: Eukaryota; Viridiplantae; Streptophyta; Magnoliopsida; Ericales; Theaceae.
UCUCUUUGAAUGGUGGAGUUUGCUUAAAGAAAUAUUUAAUGAAAUUAAAAAACACAAAACUAAAGUCGGUGUAGAUAAAUACAAGACUUAAAAAAAUACGUAAUUAAUGACCUGUAUAAAUGUAUGUAUCUAUAUAUCUCAACUUAAAUGACGACUUUAUCCCUUUCCAAGUCCCAUUAGGAGAAGUUAUUUUUAAACCAUAAACCCACACGUUAAAGUCACCGCCUUUCUCGUAGCCAAUAUAAAAAUGAUAAGGGAGGAAGAAACGCCCAACUCAACAAAGCAGAAGAAGAACCCACAAAGACUCCACCUUCACAAUGGAUGAAAUGGACGCUGUUCUACAACUCAUUCGACUCACCCGGGACAGAAAACUGAAAAACGAAGAAGAACAAAGCACAGGCGACUCUACUGCUGAUUUAUCUUUCUCAUCCAUGAUUCGGAAAAUCCGGGACAAAAAGCUUGGAAGCAUUGGCAUGGAUAUACAUCGGAUAAUGAAGCCUUUGAUCGAUAAGCAUGGUCGAAGUAGAAGAACCAUGAAUGCUGGGGACAUGACACAGCCAGAUAUGGAAGCUGCUCAUCAGUUGCUUCAGCUUUGUGACAAUUCCAAUAGAUACACAUACAAGGACGUAAAAGCCAAAGAAGAAGAAGAAGAAAGCAACAGCGACACAAGUUACAUAACUGAUGAUUCAUCUCCAGCCAUGGAAACAAACCUAGCGGCUCAACAGAUUAUGCAGCUUAGCAGAAACUCCGAUAGCAAAGACACAGAAGAGAGAGAAGAAGAAGCGAAAGGCGGAGGAGAAGAAGAAAGCAAAAGCAAUACAUCUUCUGUCAUAAAAGGAGGUGUUUUCAUGAAGGGAUGCGAAGCUUUCUGCCCAAGAAAGAGGAAGUUCCGGUCUAUUGUUGACAUAUAUAGGACCACAAAGCCUUUUGACUAAUAAAGUGAGACUUUUGUAAU